Molecule: messenger RNA, 462 nt
Organism: Entamoeba dispar SAW760
Lineage: Eukaryota; Evosea; Mastigamoebida; Endamoebidae
Product: MKI67 FHA domain-interacting nucleolar phosphoprotein, putative
Exons: 1
Coding region: 1-462 (153 amino acids)
Biological process (GO): maturation of LSU-rRNA from tricistronic rRNA transcript (SSU-rRNA, 5.8S rRNA, LSU-rRNA)
Cellular component (GO): nucleolus
Molecular function (GO): RNA binding
Source: RefSeq, a predicted model, not a curated record
AUGCAAUUUGAAUCAUCAGAUUUUGCUGAAAUAACACCAAAAGAUGUAGAGGCAAAUAAACCAAUUGUUCGUAUUAGAAAUCUUCCAAAAAUUCUUGACGAAUAUGAUUUACGAAGAUAUUUCUCUCAAUAUGGAGAAUUAAAAGGAUUGGCCAUUAAGAAAACUGAUUUUGGAAUAAGUAAAGGAACCUGUGUUGUUAAAUUUGCUGAUUGUGUAGUAGCACGUAUUGUAGCAGAAACAUUAAAUAAUCAUAUUUUAGAAAAUCAAUUACUUCAAACAGAGUUAUGUGAAGCAAAAAAACGUAGAUUUCAUUCAACCUAUCCAGUUCCAAAAGGUCAAAGAAAAACAGAACCAAAGAUAAAAGUUAUUACUCAAAAAGAUGUUGAUGAAAGAAAAGCUUCAAAUGAAGAAUUAAGAAAGAAAUUAGAAGAACUUCAUAUUGAUUUUGAUUUCCCACAAUAA